Messenger RNA from Belonocnema kinseyi, 609 nucleotides. RefSeq lists its product as uncharacterized. NCBI's taxonomy places the organism in Eukaryota, Metazoa, Arthropoda, Insecta, Hymenoptera, Cynipidae. The record is from RefSeq and is a predicted model, not a curated record. Bases 37 to 576 code for a protein of 179 amino acids. The transcript has 2 exons.
AUUUCUAACAGAAUUGGUUUUCUCUAGUAAGAGAAAAUGAAGUUUAUAUUUGGGGUUCUGCUCCUUGCCUUCGCGGUUUUUUUAAAUUCAAUUGAAAAAAGUUCACAGUCCGGAGAAGAACCACCUUUUCCUUUAAAAAGUAAAUGGCGACUGUCAGUCGGAAUCAAAGGAUUCCCAAAACGUCCAGUAUCUUCAGAGUCAGCAAAAAAUACUGAAAAUCCUCUCCAAAAUCAUUCAAGAGGUCCUGUAAGACAAGAAAAUCUUUCACUAGCAAAAGAAAAUAAAAAUCUUUCUGAAGGACGUCAGCAUUCUCCAAUACAUCGAUCUCAAUUUUCACUACAUCCAGGAUCUUCAGAAUCUGGAUCAGUAAAUCCACAACUAAGGAGAGAAAAUGAAUAUUCUCGUCAAUAUCGACCAAAAGGUCAAACAAGUCAAGAAAAUCUACCUGAAAAAUUUCAACAUCCUGUAAAACCUGUUUCAAAAUCAAAAGGUUCUUCAAAACCAAAAAAUCCUAAGAGAGAUCCUGGUGAUCCUGAUGAUCCUGGAGUCGUGUUCUGGUUACCUACUCAUAAUUGAAACAACAAAAGCAUAAAGAAAUUUGUUUAACUU